Molecule: messenger RNA, 1074 nt
Organism: Hermetia illucens (black soldier fly)
Lineage: Eukaryota; Metazoa; Arthropoda; Insecta; Diptera; Stratiomyidae
Product: collagenase-like
Exons: 4
Coding region: 7-795 (262 amino acids)
Biological process (GO): proteolysis
Molecular function (GO): serine-type endopeptidase activity
Source: RefSeq, a predicted model, not a curated record
GUCACUAUGAGAUUGAUGUUUUCCAUAAUUUUGCAUAGACUCGCGUUCACUUUUCCGACAGAGUGCAUAACGAACGGUGUACCUGUACGACCAGGUACGAUUCCAUACCAGGCUGGGAUUCGUUCAGUAAAUCGUCUCUAUCGAGGAUCGGGCGCGUUAAUUUCCGAUAGACAUGUGAUAACAGCGGCAGAUUUCCUUACAACAAAGGAUGAUGUUGAAGUAUUUCUCGGAGCUUACAUUUUCCUGGAUGAACUGGAACCUUUCCGCAUCACAAUUAUAGUGCCCAGCAAAUCCAUCAAUAUGUUUAACAAAUAUAAGCCUUGCGCUCAAUUUGACAAUAUAGCGCUUUUAAGUCUCCCAGUUGCAGUUGAGUUCAAUCAGUACAUUUCGCCAGUAAGCUUGCCACCAAUCGGGGAUACCAACAAGAGAUACGAUAAUCAUAUACUUACUGUCAGCGGUUGGGGCGUGAGAAGACUAACAGGCGGUCAAUUUUAUGCCAAAGCUUUAAACGCUGGGACAAUGGUCGUAAAACCACUUACACAAUGCGCUCGAUUUCAUUUUGUGAAGAUGGGAAAUAUUUGUUUAGAUUCGCCAAACAAAACAGUGCCAUGCUUCGGUGAUGCAGGAGCACCUUUAGUGGACACCCAAGCGAAUGUCCUAGUAGGGCUGGCAACAAUGCAGCAGGCGUGUUUUUUAAAGGACACACAAGUCCAUAUCGACGUUCGUGAAUAUUCAGAAUGGAUUCGUAAUGAAAUGGCGAUUAACGUUCCGACCAAUUUAUCGUCGUCGCAGUAACCACCCCCAGGUUUAAGUAGAAAAUAUUCUUCAUAAUUUGAAUAAUGAAUUGGAAAUCGAAACAGUUAUAGUGCUGAACUAUCACCAUAACUAUAGCAGGAUAUGAUUUAUACUAUAAUUGAAAUAUAACUUCCAAUAAUUAAAAAGAUCAUGGUGGUGGAAAUAAAAUGUAAAAAGCUCAGAUUCCGUACUAAAAUAAUUAAAUAAACCAUUGCAAUCCUAAAAAUUUCGGCUAAUUAACUUGCAGUGUUUUAUUAAUUAGUAAUAAAGAAACAUCAU